UUUUGGUUAGUGUGUGCAGUGAAUGGCCAGCAUUUCACUCACUGGUUUUGCUUUUAUUGUUACUCCUUAAAAUGAUGAUGUGUUUCAGAAUAUCCUUGAUUAACUUGCUUGGGUUGUAUCUAAUAUUUUCUGAGGAUCACAGUGGAUGCUGCUUGGACACUGUUUGGGAGCCGCCAAGGCCAAGCAUCGGUCAUCUGCAGGCUAUCAUUGACAAGCAAAGCCUCUUGGUGAGCUGGCUGGUAAACCACAGUGGCUUAGUGGGCGACAUUUAUGAGAUCCAGAUCAGCCGCACUGAAAACCGCACCGUUAUUUACAACAGAAAUAUAAGUGUAUUUUCCGUGGAUUCAGAUGAAUACACAUGGACAUGGGCCUCUGAUCUGCCUCUGGAGUGCGUCGAUCACUCGGUCAGGAUACGACAUUUCUAUAAUCAGUCUGUCCCGAGUCCCUGGAGCAAUUGGAUAACCAACUAUGGAGCCCAGGCAAAGGUUACGACCGAGAUCUUCCCAAACGAGCGGAUGCUGAGAGAGGGCACCAGUGCCAUGUUCUGCUGUGUUCCCCCAAGAGGAGUCAAUAUUACUAGCAUGACCCUCAAUAACAACAAAUACAAUCUUAUCAGCAUUGGAGCCAGAGUCAAGGCUAUCGCUGUAGACAACCUGACCAUCCCAACAACAAUCAUUAAAGCUCUUUCAGUCAGCUGCAGUGAUGCAACAGGCAAGAUCAGUUAUGCCUGGAACUACGUCAGUUUUCCUCCCCAGAAGCCCAGAAACCUCAGCUGUGCGACCUCAGAUAUGACAACUGUCAUUUGCACCUGGGAUUCAGGCAGAAAACGAUACCCACACGAUCGCAACAAGCAAACACACACUCUCCACAUAGAGAACUCAGACCAGGCUCCCAUCAAAUGCGAGGAGUUGUCUUGUACUUUCCUGGCUGUCCCACAGUUGGAAGAAUACAACAUCAAUGUGGUGCUUAAGGACCAGCUGGGUGAGGAGACAGAGAGCUACAGCUUCAACAUCUCUGACAGAGUGUUUCCUGUUGUGGAGUGGGACAGAGUGAGCCCUGGGGUGACAGACACGACUGUGUCCUGGAUCGUACAGGGGAACUUGACUCAACUGAACCUCCUCUGUCAGGUCACUACAGACCCAGACAGCAUCACUGAGCUUAGCGGCAAUAGUGUGAGUGGUCUCUACAAAGUAAAAGUGGAACAUCUGCUUCCCAACACCCGCUACUCUGCCAGGGUACGCUGCUUGGCCAAUGGCAGGCUCUGGGGAGAAUGGACACAGCCCGUAUUCUUCACAACCUAUCCGUUGGUGACCUUGGAUGUAUGGAGGAGAAUAAAGCAGCUGUCCGACCCGAACGGUCGUCAACUUACUCUAUUGUGGAUUCCACAUGUUCCUGGCUCAGCAGCCACGGUGAACAUCCAAGGCUACAUAGUUCAGUGGUUGCAGGAAGGCCAAAACUGGACGGAGUGGAAGGACAGUGAACAAACCCAGGCAGAGGUCUCCAUCGGUCCAGGACAGUAUGACUUCACUGUCCAGGCUGUUCUCCACAUUGGCUCCACCCCCCCUGCUCACAUCACCAUCCCACAGAGGGACGAUGGAGAAAACCUCCUAGUAGCGAAGCGGUUGAGCAGCAGCACAGCUGCUGGUUUUAAUCUGUCCUGGGAAGAGCAGGACACUGCCACCUGUGGCUAUACUGUGGAGUGGUGCAUUCUGGGAAAUGCUUUGCCUUGUAAUCUGCAAUGGAUGAAGGUACCAGAUGGAAACAACACAUUGUUUCUACCAGCUAGAAAUUUCAAAGCAGGUUGUAGGUUCACAUUUAAUAUCUACGCAUGCACUGAAAAUGAACACAGACUACUGGAGAUACAGACUGGAUACUCACAAGAACUCAAAUCUGUAAAGUCCCCGAGUCUGGUUGAACCUGUUCAGAAAACUUCCUCAUCUGUGACACUGGAGUGGCGUUACGAUGAGGAUGAUCCGGCUCAUCCGGCAUUUAUCACUGGGUAUCUGGUUACAGUGCAGGAAGUAGGAUCUGAUACGCUGCCAGGUCAUGCAGCAAAUCUGUUCAGUGUGUCCGUGGCAGACCCUCACAGGAAGUCUGUGACCAUAGAGAAUCUGCAGCAGAACCAAGAGUAUGCUUUUUCUGUGAGUGCUCUCACUAAGGAGGGGCCUGGACAACCAGCCAGUGUCACCACCAGGACCAGAACCAACAACUCUGCUCACUUGGCCAAGAUACUGACUCCCAUCUUCUUACUGCUGGGCUGCACCAUUCUGCUGUGGCCUCAAAGAAAAAUGCUAAAGAGUUGGCUGAAGGACAUAUUUGCUUAUCCUGCUGGUAUGAACAUCAAAAUUCCAGAGUUAGACAGCUUCCUGCCUGAGACUGGUGAGAGGAUACAGUCUCAGAAGGUGGAGUGCAGCAGCUGUGACAUUGAGAUCUUGAAUACUAGACCUCUGAAUGAAACAACCGCACUGAGAGAUCCUGAACCCCUGAACACACUGCAGUCUCCUGGUUCCCAGUCCGCUUCUUCAACCUUGUCAUUUUCCUGUGUGCCGCUCCACGCAAACUACUGUCCACAGUCAGCCACAGUCUGGGACAGACCAAUCCUUCAACAAAUAGCAUGCAAGACAAAUAAGACUUAUUUUUACACCAUGGAGGAGGAUUCGUCUGAGGCACAAGUCAUGUUCGAUGAAAUCAAUGAACCUUCUGAGAGUCUGCAGGAAUCAUGUAGUGUUAUAUAUAGUUAUAUCUCCAAUGAAACUUUAUAAGUACACCAAGCCCAAGACUUCUCUGUCAUAUGUUUCAUGUCUCCAUUUCAUGAGAGUAAAGACUGGAAAUAGAUGCUUUGUUCAUUAGACAUAAUGUGAACCUGCAGCUUUCUAAUGUAAAAAUGCCGAAAAUGACCUUCUUGUUUUGUAGAAGCAUUUUUGAUGAACUAUAGUGUUAAGUGUCAAGUUCACUGACAAAUACAUUGCAUUUCCUGUGACUACUUCAUAAUAAAAAGUCAACUUGCCAGUUAAA
Messenger RNA from Siniperca chuatsi (mandarin fish), 3015 nucleotides. It is a transcript of the gene osmr, whose product is annotated as oncostatin M receptor. The record is from RefSeq and is a predicted model, not a curated record. The coding region runs from base 72 to 2762 and encodes 896 amino acids. Lineage: Eukaryota; Metazoa; Chordata; Actinopteri; Centrarchiformes; Sinipercidae. Gene Ontology annotation, molecular function: protein binding. The transcript is spliced from 17 exons.